AUGGUUUCCGGAUUCCGCCGCUCCCUGUCACUGCCGGGCUCGAACCCGAGCGACAGACCCGCCCGCCGACGCUGCGACAAGCCCCAGCACUUGCGCUCCAUCAGCCUCCCCUGCCGAUCCCACCCAACCCUAUCCCACCUCCUCGAUCAGAUCCGCUCCUGCCCGGAGUCCGGCCCUCGAUCCCCCGCCUCGGGGCUCGACCGGAUCGACCGCCUCCUCUCCGCCCUCGAUGACCUCCUCCGCCUCCCGCAGACCCAGGACGCUCUCCGCCGCCGCCCCGCCUGGGCCGAUCGCGUUCUCGAUGGCUUCCUCCGCCUCGCCGACGCCCACGGCUCCUUCCGCUCCGCUGUCGUCGCCGUAGAGCAGCACCACGCGGAGUCCCGCGCGGCGAUCCGGCGGCGCGACCCCGUGCGGUUAGACUCCGCCGCUCGAUCCCAUCGUCGGGCGGAGAAGGAGCUCAUACGGCUCGCCACGGCCAUCAAGGAUCUCGCCAGAUCUCCUCCUCUCAUCUGCUCGGACGCGGCCGAGGCCGAGGUCGCCGGGAUCGUCGCGGAGGCGAUGGCGGCAACUGCGGCCACGUCGACGGCGGUUUUCUUGGGGAUCGCGGCAGCCUCGUCGUCGGUGGCCGGCUCAUGCUCCAAAAGCUCAUGGACGGCAUGGCCGUCGAGGAGGCCAUCGAAGAAGGGAAGCGAGGAAGCGGAAAUGGCAGCGAUGGAGGCGUUGGAGGAGCGCAUGGAGGGAUUGGAGGAAGGAAGCGGGAGGGUGUUCAGGAGUUUGGUGAACAUUAGAGUCUCGCUUCUCAACAUACUCACUCCCUCGCUAUAG
Messenger RNA from Musa acuminata AAA Group (dessert banana), 825 nucleotides. RefSeq lists its product as uncharacterized. The record is from RefSeq and is a predicted model, not a curated record. The transcript has a single exon. Gene Ontology annotation, biological process: root development; shoot system development. The coding region runs from base 1 to 825 and encodes 274 amino acids. Lineage: Eukaryota; Viridiplantae; Streptophyta; Magnoliopsida; Zingiberales; Musaceae.